AUGCGGCGUGAAUCGUCCCUAACUGAUGUUUGUAUUGCCAUUGCAGACCACAUCCUGGACAGUGAAGCUUCGCUGGAUGCAGACAUCCGAUACUACCGGGCCGGCACAUACGCGGAGUCAACGAAGGCUACAUACAGAUCCCAGCGGAGGGCGUACCUACGGUUCUGUCUGUAUCACCAGUACACCCCUGUGCCGGCAAAUCCCAAGACCAUAAGCAGAUACGCGGUGUUCCUGGCAAGAACAUUGCAGUAUAGCAGCAUAGUGAACUACAUCAACAUCAUUCGUAUCCUUCACCAGGAGGCGGGGUAUGGAAAUCCUAUGCAGGACAACUGGCUCCUGCAAACUACACUACGCGGAAUCCGCCGGAUUAAUGGUGCAAGCGUCAAGCAAAAGCUUCCGAUCACACCGGACGUUUUGCGUGCCAUCCAUGAGCGACUGGACCUCGACCAAACCCAGGACGUAGUGUUCUGGGCAGCCUGUACGGUGGCUUUCUUUUCCUUCUUCAGGAAAUCGAACCUGUUACCGAAGACAACCAAAACAUUCGAUCCGAGCAAGCAGCUAUGCAGGAAAGACUUUCGUAUCUUUGACUGGGGCGCGAUCAUCACCGUGAGAUGGAGUAAGACAAUUCAGUUUAAAGAGCGGACAUUACAAAUCCCCAUCCCGCGCAUCCCCGGUUCGCCCCUGUGCCCUACUACAGCAUUAGAAACCGCGUUCUCCAGGACCAGCACGGCAGCAGCGGACGGUCCCGCGUUUGUUCUACCCCAGGAAACGGGGCAGGGAGUACGAUUCGCGGCGUUAACGCACCAGCCCUUCGUAAAAACAUUGCGUCAUCUAUUAAAACAAUGCGGCUACAAAGACUCUGAUUACAGCGGCCACAGCUUUCGUCGCGGUGGAGCGACGUGGGCAUCCGAGUGCGGGAUAUCCCCUGACCUGAUAAAACUGCAGGGGGACUGGCGGUCAAACGCCUACCAGCGAUAUACGACAGUCACGUUGAAAGGACGUUUAUGGACUGUAAAAACCAUGGCUAACGCCUUAGUGUAG
This is a messenger RNA of Branchiostoma floridae (Florida lancelet), 1041 nucleotides long. RefSeq names its product integrase/recombinase xerD homolog. NCBI's taxonomy places the organism in Eukaryota, Metazoa, Chordata, Leptocardii, Amphioxiformes, Branchiostomatidae. Gene Ontology annotation, molecular function: DNA binding. The record is from RefSeq and is a predicted model, not a curated record. Gene Ontology annotation, biological process: DNA integration; DNA recombination. The transcript has a single exon. Bases 1 to 1041 code for a protein of 346 amino acids.